Sciurus carolinensis (gray squirrel) is the source of this 1206-nucleotide messenger RNA. Its product is annotated as olfactory receptor 4S2-like. Gene Ontology annotation, biological process: G protein-coupled receptor signaling pathway. Gene Ontology annotation, cellular component: membrane. NCBI's taxonomy places the organism in Eukaryota, Metazoa, Chordata, Mammalia, Rodentia, Sciuridae. The record is from RefSeq and is a predicted model, not a curated record. Gene Ontology annotation, molecular function: olfactory receptor activity; G protein-coupled receptor activity.
AUGUCCUGGUGUGAACCAGAAGAGAGCUUCAGCAUGGGAGUGGAUCUUGAAGCUGCCCAGCGAGAUGCUUGGGCGGGGAGCAAAGGUCCAAGGACCCUAAGUGGCUUCUCAGAGGAGGAGCUGCCUCUCACUCCCAGGACUCGGAGCGAUGGUCCCGGGACCCUAGGCAGCUUCUCAGAGGAGGAGCCCCCACUUAGACACUUCGGUGCAGGGCAAGGUUCCCUGGCCCAAGAGGUAUAUUAUCCUCUCCCUUUAAAUAAUCAAGUCCAUGAAAAAAAAAGGGAAUAUGAAAACAUUACUGAAUUUAUUCUUCUGGGACUAUUUAGUAAUGCAGAUGUGAAGACUCCCUGCUCUGUGAUAUUUUCACUUUGCUAUCUUGCAAUUCUUUCAGGAAACCUGGCCAUUCUUCUCACCAUCAGGGGAAGCCACCUUGGUGAGCAACCCAUGUACUUUUUCCUCAGCUACCUGUCCUUCGUGGAUGUCUGUUUUACUUCCACAGUGGCCCCCAAACUGAUCAUAGACUUACUGGUUCAGUGGAACACCAUCUCCUUCAGUGGCUGCAUGUCCCAGAUGUUUCAUGCCCACUUCUUCGGAGCCACUGAGAUCUUUAUCUUGGUGGCCAUGGCCUAUGAUCGCUAUGUAGCCAUCUGUAGAUCCCUUCACUAUGUGGUCAUCAUGAGCAGAAGGGCAUGCUACAUCCUUGUGAUGACUGCUGUCAUUGGAGUUUUUAUCCAUUCACUGAUGCAUGUGUUGAUCAUGAUUCAACUUCCCUUCUGUGUCCCCAAUCAGAUAGACCACUAUUUCUGUGACGUCUUCCCCCUGUUAGAGUUGGCCUGCACUGACACAAGGCUCUUGAAGAUCAUAAUCGUUACCACCACAGGGGUGCUGUCCAUUCUGACCUUUGUUGCCUUGCUAAUUUCUUACAUCAUCAUCCUGUCCACCUUGAGGACUCGCUCAUCUGAGGGCCGCCGCAAAGCCUUCUCCACCUGUGGCUCACACAUCAUGGUUGUGCUCAUGUUCUUCUUGCCCCUCACCUUCACCUAUGUCCCCAUGGCUGAUUCUGUCAGCAAUGACAAAGUGUUUGCUCUGUUUUACACCAUGAUUGCCCCCUUGUUCAACCCUCUCAUUUACACAAUGAGAAAUGCAGACAUGAAGAACGCCAUGAAGAAAGUGUGGGACCCACACAAAUUGCUGGAAGGGACUUGA